Molecule: messenger RNA, 867 nt
Organism: Aspergillus tanneri
Lineage: Eukaryota; Fungi; Ascomycota; Eurotiomycetes; Eurotiales; Aspergillaceae
Product: copper acquisition factor BIM1-like domain-containing protein
Exons: 4
Coding region: 1-867 (288 amino acids)
Source: RefSeq, a predicted model, not a curated record
AUGAAAUGGUCAAUCACCCGAGUCAAGGUGAUACCUCGUGCAGCUGAAGUCUCUCCUCCACCAAUCUUCUCCUCUGCCGUGGUAUUCAGCGCCUUCUGUGCCAUGUCAACCGCUCGAAACCUGCGGGUGUGGUCACAUCGCUCUCCUGCAUCCUCACUCGUCCAUGGCCAUCGGUUCUUCCCCGCUGUGGUCUGCCAGUCUUAUGCUCAUACGGUCAUUGUUUAUCCUGGAUAUCGAGGAAAUAAUUUGCACACCAACGGCACUGUGGAGGAGGCGAACGGUCUUGGGACAGCGUACAUCAACGAUUCGUACGCCUUCCCCUAUGGAAUGCAAUGGAACUAUCCUUGCGGAGGUAUGCCCACAUCAACUAACCGAACCAAAUGGCCCGUCGGUGGUGGCGCCGUGUCUCUCCAACCUGGCUGGUUCCAGGGUCACUCCAAGGCCUUCAUCUACAUCAAUCUGGGUCUGGGUGAGACGCCGCCCAACAUGAGCCACCCGAUGGUGCCCCCGUUCCAGAUCGUGGGCCCCUCCAACAAAGCAUAUCCGGGCACGAUCUGUCUGCCGCAAGUCCCAUUGCCAGCCAACAUCAGUGUGAGUCCCGGUGACAAGGCGACGAUUCAAGUCAUCGAGACCGCCCAGCAUGGGGCGUCUCUGUACAAUUGCGUGGACAUCGAAUUCGCCGAACCGGAAGACGUCGCCGAGGUCACCCGAGACAACUGCUUCAACUCCAGCCAUAUCAGCUUCCAGAACGUGUUUACGACCGAGUCUCUGAAAUCUGGUGCUAUAUCUAGUGAUCAGACGAAACAAGCCCUCCGCAAUGUGAUUCCAUUCCUGAUGGUGGCCGUGCUUGGCUGGAUGAUGGUGUAG